CUAUUCUUCUGGUUUCCAAUGUCAUGUCAUGUCAUGUCAUGUCUAUAUUCUGAAAUUAAUUCUUCCUAAAAUGAAAUGCAAAACCUUCAAGACAUAAGUAUAAGUAUUCUCGAUUUAACUAAAAGGGGAAAAGACAAGAAGACAUUGCAGUUUCAGUUUGCCACAAUAACGAUAAUAAUAAUAAUAAUUCCCCAUAAUUUCUGCCGAUGUUUGUAUGAACCAUAACGGUUCGUGGCAAUGGCAGCCAUGGAUGAACCCGACGAGAAGAAAGCGACAACCCUCCCGUUAAAAUCGGUAGAUGCGUGCAAUUUUAUAUCCACCGGACCAGUUCCCGUAAACACCACCGGAGUUUAAUAUUUGAUUAGGUGAAGUGUUUUCUCAAAUCUAAUCCCUUUAUUAGCUCAGUUCAAGCAAUCCACUGGCUACUGCUGAGCCGUCCCAUUCGGUGGUGGCGUCGACGUUGUUUUUGUUUGUGUCUCUGCCUCGAUCUCUCUCGAAAUUCACAGCUCAGCUUUGCCCUGUAGUCCCGAUUUCGUGUCCCCAUUAUGUUUCCCUCAUCACCAGAGGACUAUUAGAUCGUAAAGGUUGGAGCUUUUUCGCUACUGGUCCGCCGCUGUCGAAACCCAGAGAAAGGUACGAUCUGUAGAUUACGAAAUUUGGGUUGUUGUUGGUAUGCUUGAAUUUGUAAUCAGCUGGGUUUGAUGUUCGUUCUUGCUGGUAGCUGGGGGGGAUUGGAUAAAAGAUUUGAACUUUCGGGUUUGCUUGAGAAUUUGCAGCAGGUUUUUUAGUGUUUAGGCUGAUGAUUAUUGGUGGGUUUCUAGUUUGGAGAAUUGGGUUCGGUUUUGAUUAAUUCAGGUGGGCUUCUUCAAUUGCUAGGUCUUGCUUGACUGCAGACGGCUUCUUUGCUCGGUGUUUUAACAAUGGUCCAGAUAAGGGAAAAGCGUGGUGACCUGAUGCAGUGGCUUGGAGUUGACAUGCUGAUUCAGGUUCUGAUGCAUUUAAAUGACCCUUCUGAUCUCGUUCGCCUUUGUGCUGUUUCGAGUUCUUGGCGCCGGUUUGUGAUUGAACAUGGCAUCUGCAAGCAGCUCUGUUUGAGGAAGUUUCCUGGAAUGUGUAGUAACGUUGAUCUCAUCGAAGUGAAUGAUCUUAUUGAACCAGUUGGCCGGGUUAGUGCUUGUAGGAGGAGUUGGGAGUGGCUCAAGAGGAAUCAUAGAGUAUACGCUUUUCUGGCUCGUGGUCUUUCUCCAUUUGUGACGAAAGACUGCAUCUCGGAGGCAAUCUGUGCGUCCAGCACUGAUAAUUACCCGGAAGAGACGAUUCAGAAUACCUUGGAGGCAGGCGAUAGAGUUGAGGAUCAAGCCUCCUACUGGUCUAGUAAAGGUCAAGCUGAUGCUGACGCUCCUGAAAGAUUAGUUUACAAGUUGGCAUCCAAGUUAUGUCUUGUUACCGAAAUCCAUGUUCAGCCUUUUCAAGCGUACUUUCAGUAUGGAUUCCCUAUAUACGCAUCCAAAAGUGUUCGAUUUAGGCUCGGUCAUUCCAAGUUCCCAAUGGGGUUGGAGGAUGAUAUAGCGAUCGUUACCUAUGGCCAUAGACCGAGAGAUGACCAUUUUAUCUGGACUUACACAUCCCCUGACUUUCCCAUGGCUCAGGAAAGCCGACUGCAAAAGUUUAAGCUACCAAAACCAGUUCUCUGCAUAGGUGGGAUUCUGCAAGUAGAGCUACUCGGCAGAACUCAGAGACAAGAAGUAGAUGGUUUACAUUACAUCUGUCUCUCCCAUGUUCAAGCAGCUGGACAGCAGCUCAUGAAACCAUUCGGCGUUGAGCUAAUCGACUCAACUGGAGAGUGCACCUUGGAGUAUAUUCCAGAAGCAGAAUCUAGUGAAGCGGCCAGUGCAUCCCUAAGAGGGAGAAGAAUAGCAGCUUCUCUUUUGCGCAGUUUUGUUGUCAGACUGUUGGGGAGAGAAACAAGGGAUCAAGGUAACGCCUCCCACCAAGCUAGCUCCUGAAUGUGGAGAUUGUAGUAUCUGUGACUGGUCGUCAAUCAUCAGGCAUGAACUAAUUGAAUCCGUCUCUAUGCUAUGGCUUCUACUAUGUGGGUAUUCGUUCUCAUAGAAUACUGGUAAUAAUGAAAAUGUUUAUCAUAU
This is a messenger RNA of Linum trigynum, 2144 nucleotides long. The record is from the annotation of a GenBank genome assembly. NCBI's taxonomy places the organism in Eukaryota, Viridiplantae, Streptophyta, Magnoliopsida, Malpighiales, Linaceae.